This is a messenger RNA of Ctenopharyngodon idella (grass carp), 2919 nucleotides long. Its product is annotated as NACHT, LRR and PYD domains-containing protein 3-like. The transcript has 9 exons. Lineage: Eukaryota; Metazoa; Chordata; Actinopteri; Cypriniformes; Xenocyprididae. The coding region runs from base 52 to 2919 and encodes 955 amino acids. Gene Ontology annotation, molecular function: protein binding. The record is from RefSeq and is a predicted model, not a curated record.
AGUGUGACUCAUCAGUCUUACUCAUGCAGCUUAAUGAAGAAUAAAUGAAUCAUGGAGGACACACAAACAUUCAGCGAUGGAGAUUUUUCUCCAGGAUGCAGUCGAUUCCACAGGGAGAGAUCAAACUCACCAGAGCCCAGCUGUGUGUCCAUGAAGAGUGACCAGUCUAUGGUCAACAUAAUAAAAUUUAAGGGAAAACACACAUCAACUGAUCUGAGGGAGAGAUCAAGCUCACCAGAGCCCAGCUGUGUGUCCAUGAAGAGUGACCAGUCUAUAGACAACCUAAUAACAUUUAAGGGAAAACACACAUCAACUGAUCUGAGGAAGAGAUCAAACUCACCAGAGCCCAGCUGUGUGUCCAUGAAGAGUGACCAGUCUAUGGUCAACAUAAUAAAAUUUAAGGGAAAACACACAUCAAUUGAUCUGAGGUACAACUCUCAAUUGAUCAAAAGCGGAUUCAAAUCAAAUCUAUUGAAGAAGUUUCAGUGUCUGUAUGAAGGAACAGUGAAGCAGGGAAACCCAACACUCCUAAAUGAGAUCUACACAGAGCUCUACAUCACAGAGAGUGAAAGUGGAGAGAUCAAUAAUGAGCAUGAGGUGAGACAGAUUGAGACACAAUCCAGGAAACCAGCAAUAGAGGACACACCAAUUAAAUGCAAUGACAUCUUUAGACCUUUACCUGGACAAGACAAACCCAUCAGAACUGUGCUGACAAAGGGAGUCGCUGGCAUUGGAAAAACAGUUUCUGUGCAGAAGUUCAUUGUGGACUGGGCUGAAGAGAAAGAGAAUCAGGACAUCCAGCUCAUAUUUCCACUUCCUUUCAGAGAGCUCAACUUGAUGAAGGACAAAACACUCAGUCUUUCAGAUCUUCUUCAUGUCUUUUUCCCUGAAAUCAAAGAAAUGAAACCAUUAAGUGAUGAAUAUAAAGUGUUGUUCAUCUUUGAUGGUCUGGAUGAGUGUCGUCUGUCUCUGAACUUUAAGAGAAAAGUAAAACUGUGUAAUGUAUCUAAAUCAGCCUCAGUGGAUGUGCUGCUGACGAACCUCAUUGAGGGGAGUUUUCUUCCCUCUGCUCUCAUCUGGAUCACCUCCAGACCAGCAGCAGCUGAUCUCGUCCCCUCCGAGUGUGUCCAUCGAGUGACAGAGGUAAGAGGCUUCAAUGAGCCACAGAAGGAGGAAUACUUCAGGAAGAGAAUCAGUGCUCAGAGUCUGGCCAAUACAAUCAUCACACACCUGAAGUCAUCAAGGAGCCUCUACAUCAUGUGCCACAUCCCAGUGUUCUGCUGGAUCUCAGCCACUGUUCUAGAGAAGAUUUUGAGUGAAGCAGAGAGUGGAGAGAUUCCCAAGACUCUCACUCAAAUGUACACACACUUCCUGAUCAUUCAGACCAACAUCAAACAUGAAAAGGACUAUGAGAAGAAAGUGAAAGAUGAAAACAUGAUUGUUAAACUGGGAAAACUUGCUUUUCAGCAGAUAGUGAAAGGCAACCUGAUCUUCUAUGAAGAAGACCUGAGAGAGUGUGGCAUUGAUGUGACAGAAGCAUCAGUGUACUCAGGAUUGUGCACUCAGAUCUUCAAGGAGGAGUUUGGCUUGUAUCAAGGGAAAGUCUUCUGCUUUGUUCAUCUGAGCAUUCAGGAACAUCUAGCAGCUUUAUAUGCUCAUCUCUCUUUUAAAAUCAAGAACAGAAAUGUGUUUGACCAAACCAAACAUUUUUUCUCUAAAUAUUUUAACCGGAAGAAAUAUGCGUCAUUAUCUGAGCUGCAUCAGAGAGCUGUGACUGGGGCUUUCCAGAGUAAGAAUGGACAUCUGGACCUUUUCCUGCGUUUUCUUCUGGGUCUCUCAUUGGAGUCCAAUCAGACUCUCUUACAAGAACUACUGACACAGACAGGAAGCUGCUCCUACAACAAAGAGGAAACAGUUGAGUACAUCAAACAGAAGAUCAGGGAGAAUCACUCUCCAGAGAGAUCCAUCAAUCUGUUCCACUGUCUGAAUGAACUGGGUGAUGAUUCAUUGAUGCAGGAAAUCCAAUAUUAUAUGAAAUCUGGGAAAAUAGGAGAAACCAAACUUGCCUCUUCACAGUGGUCAGCUCUGGUUUAUGUGUUGCUGACAUCAGAGCAGAAGAUGGAUGUUUUUGAUCUAAAUCAGUUUACUGGAGCACAAAAUACAGCAAAUGAAGUUCUUCAGAAGCUGCUGCCUGUGGUUAAAGAAUCCAGAUCAGUUCAAUUGAGUGAUUGUGGAGUCACAGAUCAAUGUUGUUUUGCUCUGGCUUCAGCUCUGAGAUCAAACCCCUCACACCUGAGACAACUGGAUCUGUCAUGGAAUAAAGUAGGAGAUUCAGGAGUGAAUCUGCUCUGUGAUGAACUGAAGGAUCCUCGCUGUAAACUGGAGAUACUGAGGUUGAGUGAUUGUGGUGUCAGAGAUGCUGGUUGUGCUGCUCUGGCUUCAGCUCUGAGAUCAAACCCCUCACACCUGAAAGAACUGAAUCUGACUGACAAUAAACUAGGAGACUCAGGAGUGAAUCUGCUCUCUGAUGGACUGAAGGAUCCCCACUGUAAACUGGAGAUACUGUGGUUGUUUAAUUGUGGUGUCACAGAUGAAGGUUGUGCUGCUCUGGCUUUAGCUUUGAGAUCAAACCCCUCACACCUGAGACAAAUGGAUCUGUCUAGAAAUAAAGUAGGAGCUUCAGGAGUGAAUCUGCUGUCUGAUGGACUGAAGGAUCAUCACUGUAAAUUGGAAAUACUGAGGUUGAGUUAUUGUGGAGUCACAGAGGAAAGUUGUGCUUCUCUGGCUUCAGCUCUGAGAUCAAACCCCUCACAUCUGAGAGAACUAAAUCUGUCCGGAAAUAAUCUAAAAUACUCCGAUGUGAAGCUGCUCUCUAAUCUUAAUGAUGAUCCACAUUAUAAACUGGAGAUGCUUCUGUGA